Cryphonectria parasitica EP155 is the source of this 4225-nucleotide messenger RNA. RefSeq names its product P-loop containing nucleoside triphosphate hydrolase protein. Lineage: Eukaryota; Fungi; Ascomycota; Sordariomycetes; Diaporthales; Cryphonectriaceae. The transcript is spliced from 9 exons. Gene Ontology annotation, cellular component: membrane. Gene Ontology annotation, biological process: transmembrane transport. The coding region runs from base 1 to 4149 and encodes 1382 amino acids. The record is from RefSeq and is a predicted model, not a curated record. Gene Ontology annotation, molecular function: ATP binding; ABC-type oligopeptide transporter activity; ATP hydrolysis activity.
AUGCAGCCUCCCGGUAAUGAGGCAGUCGGAGAGAUUACAGAGACGGUAGAGCCUUCUAUCGGGUCCGAGACGUCAGAGCCAAACCGACAGAAGCAUGGUGAUGACAACGGCCAGGAUGGGAAGACGCCUGCGAAGGUGGUGACCAAGGAGAGGGAGGCUGGUUGGGGAGAUUACUUCAGAUGUUUUACGUAUGCGAGAAAAUGGGACUUCUUGCUGAUGGCAGCCGCUGCGUUGGCGUCAAUGGGCGCGGGUGUUACCACGCCUCUGAUGAACGUCGUGUUUGGGAGACUCGUGGGAGGCAUCGCGAGUUUUGGCGGCGGAGGUUCCAGUCAGAAAUCACUCGAUGAUAGUAUCAACAGACAGUGUCUCUAUAUCUUUAUCCUCUUCCUCGCCAGAUUCUCCCUCAACUACCUCUCCAAGUUCUCUCUCCGCCUGAUCGGCAUCCGCAUCUCCGCCGCCAUCCGCAUGCACUACCUCUCGUCGCUCCUCGCGCAGACGGUACACGUCCUGGACACGAUGCCGCCGGGCGCCGCAGCCGGAACCAUCACGUCCACAGCCAACACGCUCCAGAUCGGCAUCUCGGAGAAGCUAGGCACGGCCAUCGAGUUCACGGCCUCCAUCAUCGCAGCCAUCGUGAUCGCCUUUGUCUACUCGUGGCGCGUCUGCCUCGUCACCAUGAGCUGCAUCCUCUUCAUCAGCCUCGCCGUGUCCGGGGCCCUGCCCUUUGUCAUCCGCCGCACCGAGCGCCACACCAAGGCCGAGACCAAGGCCGGCGCCGUGGCUACCGAGGCCUUUUCGGCGGUGCGCAUGAUCUAUGCCUGCGGUGCGCAGAAGCGCAUGCAAGACCGCUACGCGCGGUUUGUGAUCGAGGCGAAACAGCACGGCAUGUCCCUCUCGCCCAUCAUCGCUGUGCAGUUUGGCUGCAUCUUCCUGGGCCUGUGGAGCGCUUUUGCCCUGGCCUUUUGGUACGGCACGCGUGCCUAUGCAGAGGGCUAUCUGGGCGGCGGCAUCGGCACCAUCGUCGUGGUGCUCAACAAUAUACUACUCAUGGCCAUCUCGCUCGAGCGCAUCUCUGCGCCUCUUGUCGCCGCCAGCAAGGCAACCGUUGCUGCCGCCACCUUCUUUGCCGUGAUUGACGCGCCGCGGCCCGACAGUGGGCGGCUGAAAGACCCCGAUGUCACCGCAGACGGCGAUAUCCUUCUCUCUGGGGUGACCUUUGCGUACCCUGGACGGCCGCACACCAAGGUCCUCGACGGGCUGGAUCUGAAGAUUGGUGCGUCCAAGGUGACGGCCCUGGUGGGCGCUUCCGGCAGCGGCAAAUCUACCAUUGUCGGGCUGGUUGAGAAGUGGUACUCGCUGCACGACCAGGUUGUGAUCGAGAAGGCUAUUGCAAAGGAAGAUAAGAAGAAGAGAGAGGCCAAGGAGAAGAAGAAGAAGGCAGCCAGGGAAGAUGGAGAGGAAGGGCUGCAGGAAGAGAAGAAGAAAUCCUUCUGGGCCAGGCUGAUGACGCCCAGCAAGGCAGCACCUGCAACUGAUGACGAGGAUGAAGAGGAUAAUGAGGAAGAGGAGAGGAAAAGGGAAGAAAAUGCAGGCCCACCUGUGCAGCUCAGUGGAAAGAUCACCACGUCGGGCCACAGCCUGGACGAGAUCGACACCAAGUUCUGGCGUACGCAAAUCGGCCUCGUGCAGCAAGAACCUUUUCUCUUCAACGACAGCAUCUAUGCCAAUGUCUGCCAUGGUCUGGUCGGUACGCAGUGGGAACACGAGCCGCUCGAGGUUAAGCAGAAACUCGCAGAGGAGGCGUGCAAGGAGGCGUUUGCUGAUGAAUUCAUCGACAAGCUGCCCGAGGGUUAUAAUACCGUUGUGGGCGACGCAGGCUUGAAACUUUCUGGUGGGCAGAGGCAACGUCUCGCCAUUGCAAGGAGUAUCGUCAAGAAGCCAAAGAUCCUCAUCCUGGACGAAGCCACAUCUGCCAUUGACGUGCGCAGCGAAAAGAUCAUCCAGGCGGCCCUGGACCGAGUCUCCAGGGGCAGGACAACCAUCAUGAUCGCCCAUAGACUUUCCACGAUUGCCAAGGCUGAUAACAUCGCGGUCCUCUCUAAGGGAAAACUGAUGGAACAGGGAACGCACGAGGAGCUGCUCAGAAAUGAAGAUGGGGUCUACUCUGGCCUUGUUCGGGCCCAGCGACUUACACUGGGCGAAGAAGACACGGAAGGACCACAUGGAAAGAAGACAGAACAUAACGAAGAAGAGGAGGAGAAGGAGGAAGAACAAGUCAUUGUACAACCAGUCAUGAGUCGACACAAGUCCGCUGCCCUCUCCAUCGAGGCCACUCUCGACCAGACAGCUGUCGAAUCCUCCUGGAAAGAAAGAGGCCUCAUGGGCAGCUUUGGUCGGCUCCUCUGGGAACAAAAGACCAGAAUCCCCAACUACACCAUCAUCUUCUUUUCUUCGGCCGUCAUCGGCGCCUGUAUGCCCAUGCAGGCGUACCUCUUCGCGCAGGUCGUUAACGUCUUCACCAUUCCCCUCGACGGCUCCGGCUUGUUCCUCCAGCGCGCCUCGUUCUGGUCCCUCAUGUGGUUCGUGCUCGCCCUCUGCAACAGCUUCUCCUAUUCCAUCAUGGCCUACGUCGCCACCAGCCUCCAGUUUUUCAUCUCCGCCACCUAUAGGCAGCAAUACUUCAACGCCCUGGUACGGCAGCCCAUCCGCUUCUUCGACGCAGAGGCGAACAGCGUGGGCUCCCUGACGGCGCGCGUGCAGAGCGAUCCAAAGCAGCUCGAGGAGCUCCUGGGCAUCAACAUGGGCAUGGUGCUCGCCUCGAUGCUGCAGAUGACGGGCGCGCUGGCGAUUGCCUUUGCCUACAACUGGAAGCUGGCCAUCGUCGCCAUCUGCGUCACCCUGCCCAUCGGCCUCGUCUGUGCCUGGUACCGCUUCCGCUACGAGCUCGCCUUCGAGAAGCUGUCGGCCACCGUGUUUGCCGAGUCCAGCAAGUGGGCGGCCGAGGCUAUCGGGGCGUUCCGCUGCGUGUCGUCUCUGACCCUUGAGGACGAGAUCAACAGGCGGUACCAGGAACUCCUCCGCCAGCACGUUGUCGCCGCCUACCGCAAGGCACGCUGGUCGACUGUCAUCUUUGCCCUAUCGGACUCGCUCACCCUGGCCUGCAGCGCGCUGAUCUUUUGGUAUGGCGGGCAUCUGCUCGCCAGAGGGCAGAUCGGCGUGCUCAGCUUCUUUGUGUGCUAUAUGGCUGCCAUCCAGGGCGGUGAGGCUGCGGGUAUGGGCUUCUCGUUUGGCCCGAAUGCUGCGCAGGCCACAGCAGCGGCGAAUAGGAUCUUGAGUAUUCGCGAGAAGAAAGAGAACACAACAGCUGGUGAGGAAGGGAUGAUUCCAGAUACGGAAAAUGGUGUGCGCAUCGAGUUGAGGGACGUCAGCUUCAAGUACCCCACCCGCGACGGCUUCAUCUUCAAACACCUCAACAUCACGGCCGAAAAGGGCCAGUUCAUUGCCCUCGUCGGCGCCAGCGGUGUCGGCAAAUCAAGCAUCGUCAGCCUCCUGGAGCGCUUCUACGACGUCCAGUCCGGACGUAUCCUCUGCAACGGCCAAGACAUCAAGGACGUCGACGUCUAUGAGUACCGCAAGCUCCUCUCCCUCGUGGCCCAGGAGCCCACCCUCUUCCAGGGCACCAUCAAGGAGAACAUCCUCCUCGGCGUCGACUCCACCUCCUCCUCCCCCGUCACCGACGCCCAGCUCCACCAGGCCUGCCGCGACGCCGCUAUCCACGACUUCAUCGUCUCCCUCCCCGAAGGCUACAACACCAACGUCGGGUCCCGCGGCGUGGCCCUGUCCGGCGGACAGAAGCAGCGCAUCGCCAUCGCCCGCGCCAUCAUCCGCGACCCGCGCGUCCUGCUCCUGGAUGAGGCCACCUCCUCGCUCGACUCGGAGAGCGAGAAGCAGAUCUCGGCUGCCUUGCGCAAGGUUGCAAAAGGCCGCACCACCGUUGCUGUCGCUCAUCGCCUCUCUACCAUUCAGCACGCCGAUGUCAUUUAUGUCCUGGGCGAGGGCCGGGUCCUCGAGGUCGGGAGUCAUGCCGAGCUGCUGAAGAAGAGGGGCAUGUAUUUUAAUAUGUGUCAAAGCCAGGCUCUGGAUCAAUAAAACCCAUACACUGAAGUAUCCAGGGAUGUAAUGAUUAUAAGGCAUUAAUCAUACCAACCACUCUUCUUGACUUGGA